AUGGAUAAAAGGCAUCGGAUAAAUGUAGCACUGAAAAGUAAAAGUUAUAGCAAGCCAAAAAGGAACGUUUAUUUGAUAGAAGUAGCCACAGAAAAAGAAAUUGAAGCUAUUGCUGAGUUUGUGAGACGCACACUGGUAGAUCCUAGAUCUACAAUAAAAUAUUAUCGAGAAACCCCUACUAGUCCCAGCCGCAAUUUGGCUCGACCGGAUCCAGUCCUGGUUUCUGGCUUGGAUAAGCGCUACACGGGCCGCAAUCUACGAAUAUCUUUGGCGGUUCGGCCGGAAUUUGCCACCGAGUUAAAACGAGCUGCCGCCUUAAAUAAUUUUAAGCAAAUCGGAGUCAAAAAAAGCGAAUGUCAAUUAUUAGAAUUAGGCGAAAGUUUGUAUGAUGACCUAUGUCAAAUAGUGGCUAAUAGUUGGCAAUUGAUGAAAAAAAUAACUCCGGUCAGCCGGCACCACCAAGAAUUACAUGAGGAAUUAGAGAAAACCGGAUUAUUAACGGCUUGGGCUGAGUUGGGCGUCCGACUUGCUCGGGGUCAUUAUUUUACUAAUGGCAACAAACGCACCGCUUUGUUAGCGAUGACAACUUUUAUUCAGGCCUGUGGCUUUCGAUUACCAGCAGCGGACGAUAAAAUCAUUUUUCAGAAGUGGGGUCGAUUAUGUCUAGAAAUAGUAGUCGCGGAAAGUGAGGACACCUUGUCCCAAGCCCUAGCAGUAGAAGCCAAAAAACAGAAAUUUAGCGUUUUAUUGGCUGAUUGUGAUAAUCAACAAGCCACUACGACAUUAGAAAUAGCCAAACAGGCCGAUUUAAUAAUCCAACCGGCUGGAGCCAGUCGGGCCGAUUUGCGGCCGGCGGUCAAAGAGUUUCACGCCCUCAAAGAGGCCGGCAUUCCUCCUAGUAAAUUGUUAUUUGUUGUCAACCGAGUUGCUUCCUCAGCCGAAGCCCAAGCGGUCUAUUCUCAUUUGCAGCAAGCAGGCUAUCAGAUAGCAGAAACCCCGCUUUAUGAAAAGCCUUCUUACCGGACCGAACAAAACGGCGGCAAUAGUAUUGCUAAUGUCCGCUAUAAAAACUUGGCUAAAAACGCCC
Molecule: messenger RNA, 1087 nt
Organism: Racocetra fulgida
Lineage: Eukaryota; Fungi; Glomeromycota; Glomeromycetes; Diversisporales; Gigasporaceae
Source: the annotation of a GenBank genome assembly